Fusarium poae is the source of this 1452-nucleotide messenger RNA. RefSeq lists its product as uncharacterized. Bases 1 to 1452 code for a protein of 483 amino acids. Lineage: Eukaryota; Fungi; Ascomycota; Sordariomycetes; Hypocreales; Nectriaceae. The record is from RefSeq and is a predicted model, not a curated record. Gene Ontology annotation, molecular function: phosphatidylinositol-4,5-bisphosphate 5-phosphatase activity. The transcript has 2 exons. Gene Ontology annotation, biological process: phosphatidylinositol dephosphorylation.
AUGACGCCUCUUUCCGUCCCUUCUAUUGAUCUGUUGUACCUGACAUUUAACUGUGCGAAAAGCCUGCUCGACAUCCCCGUCUUCAGUGCUCACCUGCAAACCGCUUUCCGCCAAAAUGCCACCGAUUUACCACAGGUCGUUGUUCUCUCUUUGCAGGAGGUAGCACCUUUGGCAUACUCCUUUAUUGGUGGUUACUUUUUAAAACAGUAUAUAUCACGAUAUGAACAAGCCGUCAACAUCGCCGCCCAGCAUGUUCUCGAUAACAUUUCAGGCCAGGAAAACGACACUAUCACCGUCACGCCUACUACCCUCCCCGCGAAGCCAUACACUCUCGUACGAGGCAACAAUGUCGGUUACACCGCUAUCCUUCUUUUUGCGCGCGACGCAUCACGCCUAAAGAAUAUCCAAGAGGCAGAGGUUGGUUUUGGCGCAGCCGAGAUGGGAAAUAAGGGUGCUGUUGGGUUGCGCAUGCUUUACGAAGGCGAUGGUGGCUCAUCUGAGCUGACUUUUGUCGCCACGCAUCUGGCAGCCAUGGAGUGGAAUUUACCGAGACGUAAUGCCAAUUGGGCAGCCAUAAUGCGUGGAAUGGCCUUUGGAAAUCCAGAAGUGGUUGUGAAUAGCUACAAGACCUCUGUCACUCCGUCACCUGCCUCAACGCCACCUGCUGAAGAUCAGCCAGAACGUGUCCGCCUCCUUGAUGAUGAGCACGACGAACAACAUUCGCGCCUUCAGCAACAGCUGCACAAUAUCUCUGUCUUUAAGCCUACGUCCCAUCUCUUUGUAGCUGGUGACUUGAAUUAUCGCAUCUCAACUACAUCUCCGCCCCCGUCAGCUGCGUUCCCCAGCCUUGACCCAGAGUCCGAAAAUUACUAUCCAGACUUCUUCCGUCUCGAUCAGUUGACACGGGAACGUAACGCUGGCCGCACAUUACACGGUCUAUCGGAGCAUGAGGUGCGGUUCCCACCAACGUACAAAUACGAUGUGUUACCUCAAAAGCCUGGCACUCAAGAGCCCGAACUUGAUGUGCCGUGGAAGUUUGCAGUCCAUCGCUAUCCGGGCUGGACAGAUCGGGUCUUGUUCCUCGAUGUGCCCUCGUGGUUGAAGAAAGGGGAUGAUAAGAACCCCAAGAUCAACGUUCGUGCUUAUGAUUGUCUGCCUGUUUUACGCAUGAGCGAUCAUCGUCCUGUCUUCCUCCGCGCUGAUGCGCCCCUCAUUGCACCCAGUGAGAUGGCUCCGCCAUCAAGUGUGGAUCAUGAUAUGAGCAAAGAUCCUCGAGCCCGACUCCCAGUGGAGAUCGACCCAGAGGCCUGGGAGCGCCGGGCAGCUGCGCGUCGUAAGGAGGUCAUGGCUGGUUGGAGCAUGUAUUUAUGGAGUACAAAGGAGGGUGCUUGCAUUUUAGCUUCGAUUCUCGCCUUUGGCGCUGGCGUGUAUUGGUUGUAUCGUUUGUUCUAG